ACUGUCAAACCGUUAUAAUACGGUGUUUACAAAAUAAUUGUAAGAAUUGAAACACUAGUUUGAUUAAGAACUGAGAUAGGUUUAUAAAAAAAGAUUAUCAACUAUUGACAAAAUAAUUAACUGAGAAACCAGCAAUGGAUAAACAUAACAGCUCAGAAUUAUUAAAUUCAGACUUCUCAUUGUCCAAAAAUGCAAGUUCCGAUUCAUUAGAUUCUGACUCCAAAUCUAGUUCAUUGAAUUCUAAACAUGGACAAGAAUCCUCUCACGUAUUGGGUGAUAUUCAGCUUCUAGACGGUGAAAAAGUCAUGGGUGUGGCUCGGGAUGUUACAUAUCUUUGUCCCUAUAGUGGACCAUCUAGAGGUGUUCUUAAAGUAACCAAUUACCAGUUGCAUUUUCGACCAACUGACAUUACACCUCUGCAAAGUACGCUGAGUGUUUCCUUGGGUGUGGUCUCCAGAAUUGAAAAAGUUGGUGGAGCUUCAUCUAAGGGGGAGAACUCUUAUGGGAUUGAAGUAUUCUGCAAGGAUAUGAGAAACUUACGCUUUGCUCAUAAACAGGAAAAUCAUUCUAGACGUGGCAUUUUUGAGAAAUUACAACAACUGGCAUUUCCACUGUCUCAUAGAUUGCCGUUAUUUGCAUUUAGUUAUUUAGAAAGUUUUGCAGAAGAUGGCUGGCAAGUUUAUGAACCUGUUGUGGAAUUGCGGAGAAUGGGUGUCAACAAUGACAUGUGGCGAAUAACUCGUAUAAAUGACAAGUAUGAGAUAUGUGACAGCUACCCAUCGGUAUGGGCGGUACCGGCUGCCGCUAACGAUGACCUGCUACGUUCUGUUGCGGCUUUUCGAUCUCGCGGCAGAAUUCCAGUAUUAGCCUGGAUACACCCGAGUUCACAAGCCACUAUUACCAGGUGCAGUCAACCUUUGGUAGGGGUUAGUGGUAAACGCAGCCGUGAAGAUGAAAGAUAUAUCCAGCUUAUAAUGGAUGCGAAUGCUCAAGCUCAUAAGCUGUUCAUCAUGGAUGCUCGGCCCAGUGCUAAUGCUAUUGCUAAUAAGGCUAAGGGAGGCGGGUAUGAAUCAGAGGACGCGUAUCAAAACGCAGAAUUAGUGUUUCUAGAUAUACACAAUAUUCACGUGAUGAGGGAAAGUUUGCGAAAGUUGAAGGAAUUGUGCUUCCCACAAAUUGAUCAGACGAGAUGGUUCAGUGGAAUUGAGGCAACUUGCUGGUUGAAGCAUAUAAAAUGCAUUCUGGCGGGAGCCGUUCGGAUUGUUGACAAGGUGGAGAACCACAAAACAUCGGUACUGGUCCAUUGUUCCGAUGGCUGGGACCGGACCGCCCAGUUGACAGCCCUCGCGAUGCUCAUGCUUGACCCGUUUUACCGCACACUGAGAGGCUUCCAAGUCCUGAUUGAAAAGGAGUGGUUGUCCUUCGGCCACAAGUUCCAACUGCGUAUAGGCCACGGAGAUGAACGACAUUCGGACGCAGAUCGUUCACCGGUCUUCGUUCAAUGGGUGGACUGUGUUUGGCAACUGCAGCAACAAUUCCCAACUGCGUUUGAAUUCACCGAACGACUCCUUAUCACAAUCGUCGAUCAUCUGUACUCGUGUCGUUUUGGUACAUUCCUCUUCAACACCGAACGAGAGAGAGUUAAAGAAGAACUUAAGGCCAAAACUGUGUCCCUCUGGUCCUACAUAAACAGUCGUCAGGACCUGUACCUGAAUCCUUUAUAUUGGGGUCCAAGCGCCUUUGGCCCUAACACGCCACCUUCACCCUAUUCAAGACCGCAAACAGUACUGGUACCAGUUGCAUCUUUGAGGAUCAUCAAGCUGUGGAAAGCUUUAUACUGUAGAUGGAAUCCUACUAUGAGGCAACAGGACCCAAUAUUCCAACGUACGCGCGAGUUAGUGGCUUUACGAGCGCAGUUAGAAGCGGCUGCAGCGGCAGCGGCGGGAGAUCACGCGGCGCGGCAACAUCGCUUAGCUCUCACUCCACCACGCGUUGCAAGUCCGCAUCAUGUCUGAAGUGAACUAUUGUGAGUAAGAUUUUAAACAUCACUUGAACAAAAAUAACAUAGUAUUUUAUUCGGCUAUUACUAAUUUUAACUGCCAUAGAUUAAGUAUUUAUUUUACACCUGUUUGCCAAAGUAAAGAAAUGUUAAAUAGGUCGACUACUUCAUCAAUACAUCCGUUUUUAUUAAACUAAAACGAAUAACAAAAAGACGAAACGUUUCGUUCGUUCGUUAUUGGUCAAACGUAUAUGACGUAUCUCGUGUCGACCGUGUUGACGUGCUAUUGACCAAUCACAAUCGAACGGAGCGCACAAUCGUUUACUCUUUCGUUUAACAUCGCCUUCACCAUAGAUUAAAUAUAUUAUGGCAAACGAACGAGUCUUAUAUUUAUGGCUUGUAUUUCGGAAAUUAAUAGAUUUCAAGUUCUCUAAUAAAGCUAGCUUUCAAAUUUCACAAUAAAUAUUUAUUAGUUAGCAAAACAAUAGCAUUUUUUAUUGUUUAAGAAUAUCAGCUCCAUGUACAUUUGACGAUUAUGGGCUUACUUAAAUUAAUUAAAUAUUUUACUUUUACAACCUUCAGUAAGCAAUAGACUGAUUGCUACAAUAAAUUAUGUUUCCAUUUAAUUUUAAAAAGUAUACAAUGUUUCAAAAAUGUUAUAUUUGACAAAAAAUUAUUUAAGUUAAGAAAAUAUAAUUUUAGACUUUUAAAAAAUCAUAAGUAGCUAAGCCAAACGUGAAUUAUUUGUAAGUAGUUUUAUAAAUGUAUUUCGUUUUCCUCAUGCGCCAGGAUAUCUGACAUACAUAAUUAUUGUGGAAAAAUGUUUUUACCAAACUCAAUGCAUGGACGUAACCGUUGCAAAUAUAAGCCUCAAAUAGUUAAUAAAUGUUUUGUUCUAAUAACAUUUGUCUUUGCAAAUACAGUGUAAACUUUAUAAAGCGGCGCUGAAGUAUUGUAUAGAUAACAAAACAUUCAACUAGAGUUCAGUAAUUUAGAAGUUUUAGGGCCAUAACCUCACCGAGACGCCAUGGCGACGUGGCCAGCGACGUUGCCAUGGUUACGUCUGGCGUCCCUGCGUCGCCAAAUCGCGUCGCCAAUGCAUUCUGUUUUGUCUCGACACAAAAUAAAAAUCAAAACUAAAUUAAAAUAAUAAUAAUCUUAUUAAUUAGGAGAGCAGAAGCGUAACUAACAAUUUCUUUCAGGAUAACCAAGUAAAAAACUUAAUGAAGGGACUAUGAAAAAGCAAAAAAGUGCUAAGGUGUGCUAAUUCGGCAACUGGUUGGCGACUGAGUGAGUGACGGAGGAUACAAACACGUGCAAACAACUGACUACGUCGCCAGUCGGUCGCCAAGUGAGUUAGCCGACAUACAUUUCAAUAAGAACUAGUUGGCCACGUUGUCAUGGCGUCUCGGUGAGGUAUGGCUCUUAGGGUGUUUGACGUUAGAUUUUGUAAUCUACAGAUAAAAUAGUUUCCAUUGUUUACGUGCUUAAGCCGAAUUCGCUUUAUUGUAUAAAUAAUACAGUUAAUAUGUAAUAUUAAAAUUAAGAAUAAGUGUUUAUAUAUA
Messenger RNA from Pieris brassicae (large cabbage white), 3564 nucleotides. It is a transcript of the gene mtm, whose product is annotated as myotubularin-related protein 2. The coding region runs from base 135 to 2015 and encodes 626 amino acids. The record is from RefSeq and is a predicted model, not a curated record. Gene Ontology annotation, biological process: dephosphorylation. NCBI's taxonomy places the organism in Eukaryota, Metazoa, Arthropoda, Insecta, Lepidoptera, Pieridae. The transcript has 13 exons. Gene Ontology annotation, molecular function: phosphatidylinositol-3,5-bisphosphate 3-phosphatase activity.